Molecule: messenger RNA, 4156 nt
Organism: Funneliformis caledonium
Lineage: Eukaryota; Fungi; Glomeromycota; Glomeromycetes; Glomerales; Glomeraceae
Source: the annotation of a GenBank genome assembly
AUGCUCCGAGGGAAACCUGCCUCAUUAACAAAUCUAAAUCAUCAUGUAGUCAAUCCACAUUUACAACAUUUGCAGAAAAGUGACAGCUUAAAAUUAAAAAGGGGAAGUGGUGGAAGUAUGAGAAGGAAGAUGAGUGUGAGCACAAAAAGAAAACAAAAACGGGAUAUUGAACAAUUGGUAACUUUGGGUGAAGCUUACCUAAUUAUUCAUUUGUGCGCCGGAGAGGUUGUGUUGAGAGGAUUGACGGAAUCAGAUAUCUUUAGACCCAUACGAAUCGGUGAUGGAGCAGAUGAGGUCAGGUACCUCAUUAAUUGUUUAUUGAGAGAUAACCGUACCGAAUUCGAGGAUGAAUUAAAAUUUCAAAAUAUACAUAAUGUUAUCGCUGGUAUGCGAUGGACAAUGAAAAAUUGUACUUCCAAGAUCGUGCCCUAUGAAUGUUAUGAGGAAUUCGUCAGAUAUGAACAAGAAUGGCAAUAUGACCCGAGAAAAGGAUCAUUUAAUCAAUUCCUUUCAUAUCUUCCAAGACAGAAUAAAGGAAUACUUGUGGAAUUAUUUGAUUUAUUCGCAAUGACAAUGGAACAAUCACAUAUUAAUCAUAUGCAUCCAACACGCAUCUUAAAAUCAAUGUCACUUCAUAUUUUUAAUGAAGUAAAAACGAAAACUUACGAAAAUUUUCUAACGGCCUAUCAAGAAUGGUUAAAAUAUUCUCACGCGUUAAUUCAUUUGUUCUUAGCUUAUUUGAGAGAAAGGGCUUGUUCAACCCAAUUACCAGAGAGGUUGCAUUUAUUGCUACAAGAUUAUGUUGAAUGUAGAAAAAAAUGUUUAAUGAAUAGUAGCGUUAGCGGUGAUGGUAGAGAGAUCAUCUCGAGUGAGCAUUCUUUACCCGAUAUUACCAUUUCUGAUUUGGAUGAGGUCAUCAGAUCAAGGAGGCAGAUCUCCGAUUCUAGUAAUAAUAAUUUUCAUGAUAAUAAAUCAAAUUCUAAUUCAAUUAGUAGACAAUCAAGUUUACUUAGAAAAACUAGAACCAUUAAUACAAAUAAAUCAAAUAGAAGUUCUUUGGCGGAUAUAUUCCCAGAAUUAUUGGAUUCGCUUAGUGCGUUGAAACGUAAAGCAAGUUUUAAAUCGUCAAACAUAAUUAUAAUCGAUGAUCCAAGAACCGCAGAGUCCAAAUGGGAGGAAUUGCAAAAUAAAGGGUUAGGGAUCAUGUCCGAAGAAGUACUAAAAUUAUUCUUUGCUUAUGACGAUAGAAAUAUAAACCCGAAUACCAUUAAGGUCAAAAGAAAGAAGAGUGACGGAAAAAAGAAGCGAAACGGUAGCCAAAAAAAUGAUCGGUUUGAAGGACUUCCGCCGUUACCAAAAAUCGAAUUUGUUAGCGACCCAUUGAUGAGUUCAUCUGAUUUUAAUGAUAUGAAUAACGAUUCAAGUAGUAGUGAAUUUCAUGAUGAAAAUAGUAACGGUAGUGAACAUAAGUGGGAUGGUUUUCGUAAUCAAGGAUUCCGCGAGUCAAUAGAUAAUAGUUCAAAUAUAUUUAGUCUAUCUUCAACGCUUGGACCUUCUCAUGGUGGUUCAACAGUGUUUGAAAAUACGAGACGUGAAGAAUCUCAGGAAGUGAGGACUCAAAGACCCCCCACGCGUCGUAAAACAAUUUCUUUCCUGUGUAUAAAACGUCGUCCACCUUCAAUCUCUUCGGAUUCAUCGAAUUACAUGCAUGGUCACACAUAUGAAGAUUGGGAAGAUUGGCAAAUAAUAGAUCAAACGGUUGAUGUUGUGGAUAGUUCUCAUCUAUCAAUUGAAACGAUUGAUGCUUUAUUCCCUUACGUUUGGAUAGAGGCAAAUGUUGAAGAGCAAGAUGAACAAUGGGGUGAAUGGGUUUUUAUUGAACCUCGUCGCGGUCUAAUUCAUGAAUGUGAAUGGGUUAUGAUAGAAGAGAGGAAUCGAUACAUGACAGAAUGGGAACAAAAUUUAAAUAACACUAAUAAUCUCGCUUUAUCAACUCAUAGUUCUAAUCGAAUAAGCGCUCUAAGCAAUUUCAAUUUGCCAUGGGUGAAAAGUUCUAAAAGCAGUAGAAGUAGCGGUAAAAGGAAAUCCGAUGCUUCAAGUACUUUACACCCUCCUUCUGCCCUUCAACAGUAUAGCCGUUCAAAUAAUAGUAGUUUUUCAAAGACACGACCUAAUUUGCCACCAUCUGGUACUCCUACCGAACAAAUGGAAAAUUUUCUCAAUCAACCGGUUGAUAAAGGUCAAGAAUUUCGUGAUAUGUAUAUUCAACAACAAGAGGAGGAGGAAGAAUCUAAGCUUUAUCAAAUUCAAAAAUAUCAGCAAGAGCAACAGAAGCUUAUAUUGGAACAACAGGAAGAACGUAAAAGACGAGAACGUGAAAGACUACAAAGGCAACAACAACCACAGGAAGCUCGAAAUCAGGAUGAAGAUGAUGCAGAAAUAGCUGAUCAAUAUUAUCAAGAUGAUGUAUACGAUCAAUAUCGUGAUGACGAACAAGCAUCGGAAUAUCAACAAGAUGAGGAGGACAACAAUGAACAAACAAAAUCGGUUCUACGAUCUCAGUAUAGUCAACAGUUACAGAAGCAACGAUCUCAACAACAAAUCGAUGAAUCUUUUAUUCAAAAUCAGCCACCUCGUGACGAGCUUCAAAGUGCAGUACCACGUCCUCAAAUUCAAAAGCAGGGUUCUCAGCAAUUCCAUCCACAAAUUCAAAAGCAGGGUUCUCAGCAAUUCAAUCCACAAAUUCAAAAGCAAGCUUCUCAACAACAAAUCAAGCAACAGGUUGUACGUGAUGCGGAAGAGGAUGGUUAUUUCACAAAUCACGAAACUUAUGAUCAAGAUAAAGAAAAUUAUAAUCAAUCAGCGGCUUAUCCGCAAACAGGACGCCCAACUCAGAAGCAAGGUCAUCAAUCACCAAAACCAAGUCCGGCCACUCCAAGUUCAUUAGUACCUGGAAAGCAAAGUCCAUAUAGUGGCGUACGUGGAAGAGAAUCACCGUAUCCAAUUAACCCACAAGCUUCUAACCGUCAACCCCCGAUGCAAGGUCGCCAAUCGCCGAAUGGUGCUCGUGGCCACAAAAGCCCAAUGAUGAACAAUGUGCAUUUACCAGUACCUCGUAAUACUCGUAAACAACAAAGUCCCGUUCCAGUAAAUGCAAAUUUACCAAGGCAGAGUCCUGUAAUGAUGAACGCACCACUUCCUAAUCGUCAACCUCCGAUACAAUCACGUCAAAAUCCUCGUACUCCACCAACGCAGAAUGCGCAAUUACAGCAAUAUCCACCUCAGCAAUAUCAACAACCAUAUCCUCAACAACAGAUAGGAUAUCCACAGCAAUACCCACCUCCUCAAUACCCACCACCGCAAUAUCCACAACAGCCCCAGCAGUAUUCACAAUAUCCUCAACAAUAUCGACAACAAUAUGGGCAGCAACCACCACCUCAACCACCACCUCAAUCAUAUCCACAACAAACUCAACCAUAUCCACCACAGCCAACUCAACAGUAUCAGCAACAGUACCCUCAACAACCACAACAAUCGCAACAAAGUUAUAAUAAUGGUAUGGAAGUUGGCGGACAGCAGGUUCAACCAUUAAUGAAUACGAUAAAUACUAGCGGUGGACCCAUAAUUACUCAAACCACCACAAAUAAAAUACAAACGUCAAGGAAAAUACUGAAUAAUACAACUACUGAAAUUGAAGAAACCGUUGUACAAUACGAGAAUGUUACCGUUAGCACGACACAGUCUUCUGUAAGGAUGCAAGCACCAAUCUCUCAACAGAACCUUCAGCAACAUCAACAACAAUAUGAAAGUAAUAAAAAGGAUGAUGGUAACACUCGUAGUCCUACCGAGUCAGAAAUCAUUGAAGGCUAUACCGUUCCGCUUCCGCCUCAUCCAGCACAGGAACAAAAACAAGAAGCAUCAAAUCAAGUUGCGCCUUAUCAACCAUCUUCGCCAAAAAUGACCACAUAUAAUCCACCUGGUACCUUUGGACCAUAUCCACUUUCGUAUUCAACUCCUCCAUCCCCUAUCAUGGGAAGCUAUCCGCUUUCGUAUUCAACUCCUCCAUCUCCUAUCAUGGGAGGAAGCUAUCCAGUCUCAUAUUCUCCGACCCCUCCAUCUCCUAAAAUGAACCCUUAUAUAACUGCUCAUAGGAGAA